AUGGCUGCGCCCACGACUUUUCAAAUUUCUGGGCUUUUGGAAAAGAUGACUAAUAUUGACAAAGAUUUUCGUUAUAUGGCUGUAAACGAUUUAAUGGCAGAAUUGUGUAAAGCAUCGAUUGCUUUAGAUGAAGAUAUGGAGAAAAGAAUUGUUAAUUCGCUUCUGUCACUGAUUCAAGACAAAAAUGCUGAAGUGCAAAACUUGACUUGUCGUUGUUUAGGCCCAUUGGUUCAUAAACUUAAAUUGCCACAACUCGAAAUGAUGAUCGACGCAUUAUGUGUUAAUCUAGGCUCUUCUAAUGAAUCACUUCGUGAUGUUAGUUCAAUUGCUCUCAAAAUUGUGCUCAAUGAAUUGCCUACUACUGGUAUUCAUCAAAAUGUCUAUAAUUGUGUAAAACGCGUUGUUCCUAAAUUGUUGGAAGCACUUAAGACUGACUCAUCAGCCGUAAAAUUGGAAGUUUUGGAUGUUCUUGGCUCUUUACUUAUGAGAUAUGGUCGUACUGUCGAUUUAUAUUUUGAUCAGGUCGAAACAAUCAUUUUUGCUCAACUUGAAAAAGAACGCCCAGCACUUAGAAAGCGCGCUUUGAAUGCUUUAGGGUAUCUUACGGAUGUGGUGCCAGAUGAGCAAUUUGGGAAAAUUAUGCAGGUUUGCUUUGAAUUAGUUGUCUCAAAAAUUUUCCAUAAAAUCUUUAAUUUUAAGAGAAUUUUGACUGUUUUUUCGAAAUCUAAUGUUGACUUGGGAACAUUAAAAACUUUUGUGCUAGCUUCAAUUACUACUUGCCGUGUUUCUUCUGUUCGAAUUACACCGUUUAUUCCUAAAAUUAUGUCUUUGUUAAUACAAAAAUGCCGAACGGUUGAUGAUGAUGAGUUACGUGAAAAUUGUUUGCAGGCAUUUGAAUCCUUCAUAUUUCGAUGUACAAAUGAUAUGGAGGACUAUGUUGGAGAAAUUAGUUCUAUUUGCACUGAAUUUAUUUCAUAUGAUCCUAACUAUAAUUAUGGGAAUGGUGAUGAGUGCGAGAUGGAAAUGGAUGAUGAAACUAAUGGUAGAGAUGAGGAAGAGGAUGUUGACGAAGAAAAUGACAAUUAUUCUGAUGAUGAUGAUGUUAGUUGGAAAGUUCGAAGAGCUUCUGCAAAAUGUAUUGAGGCUUUGAUAACUUAUCGACAUGAUGCUUUGGAGGAAAAUUAUGAUAAAUUUGGUUCUCUGUUAAUUAAUCGUUUUAAAGAGCGAGAAGAUAAUGUUAAAUAUGAUUUGCUUUUUGCGUAUUCUGCACUUUUAAAGCUUACAAAACAAUUAUGUCCAGAAUUGGCUGCAUUCAAUUUUCAAAAUUUACAUGGCACUUCUGACUUCAAACCUGAGUCAUUCUCGGCUUCUAAUUUUGAACGUAUUCUUAAUGAAGAGAUGGACAACUCAAAUCGACAAGUUUUCAUUAAGCUUAAACGUCAAGUGCCUUCGCUAAUGAGAGCUUUGCAGCGUGAAAUUAAAACAAAAAAUAUUACAACCAGAUUAAAUUGCUAUAAUUUGAUAGCAUAUCCAGGCAUAUUAAAAGAAUAUUUAGAGAUAAUUGCUACAAACAUUAAAUCUACAUUAUCUGAAAAUUCUUCAACUGACGGGAAUAUUAAAAUAGAGGCCUUACGUUUUAUUUCUUUAAUAUUAACUACACAUACUUAUGAAGAUUUAAAUAAUUUUGUUGAUACAAUUGUUCCUUUACUUGUUAAAUCUAUUGAGGACGUAUUUUAUAAAACUUCUGCUGAAGCAUUAUUAACUACUCAAUUAAUUCUUUAUGUUUUGAAUUGUCAAAAAGAGAAGCUAAAUAAAAACAAUGUGCAACAGCAUGUUCUCUCGUUACAUCAAGCUAUUGUUACAAAAUUAAAAGUUAAUGAUAUUGACCAGGAAGUAAAAGAAAAGACUAUUUCUACAACAGGCUUGCUUCUGUCGCUUUUUACUUAUGACCUCACCCCGGAAAUUAAUCAAGCUUGCCUUUCUGCUUUAUUUGAGCGACUUCGAAAUGAAAUGACUCGAUUAGUUACUGUUCGUUCUAUCAACACAAUUGUAGACAGCAAUGCAAAGAUUGAACUACAACCUUUUCUUCCCGAUUUGCUUACUCUUUGUUCUGAAUUUUUGCGUAAAAACCAGCGUUCUUUACGGUUGAGCACACUUAUUUUAUUGGAAUCUCUUGUUAAGCGUCGUUUCAAUCAAAAUGGUUUACAAGGGCCUGGUUUAAUUAAAGUAGUCAAGGAAAUACCUGCUUUAAUUAGUGAAAUUGAUAUUCAAUUGAGUCAAAUUGCUGUUACAUUUAUUACAAAUAUUGUCAAUUCUUAUCCGGAUCAGAUUCAAAGUGAUUCGCUCAAUAAUCUUUUCAAAUCCAUUAUUCUUUUGGUUCAAAGUUCCUUGCUUCAAGGUUCUACAUUAAUUGCCUCUUUGGGAUUAAUUGCUGCAUUAAUUCGCUCUCCACUGCCAAAUAAACCAUCCUUUGAUGAAAUAAUUUCAAAACUUACCGAACCAGUUCAUUCUGCCUCUGUUCAAUUAUUACAUCGACAGGCUUAUAGUUCAAUUGCAAAGGCGGUCGCUACUGUAGCGCAAGCAACUUCUGAUAAUAAAAAAUCAGCUAAACUAGUUACUACACUCAGAAAUUAUUUGAAGAAUCAAAGCAGCGAUUCUGUUCGCCUUUAUGCAAUACUUGCUUUGGGAGAAUUGGGGCACUGCUGUAGUGAAACAAUUGAUGCUGCAAAGAAUGAAAUCCGCACUGAACAAUUAAUUAUCGAAUCAUUUGGUUCUCCACUUGAAGAGAUUAAAUCAGCUGCUAGUUAUGCUCUUGGAAACUUGGCAACUGGAAAUUUAACGAAAUUUCUUCCAUUUUUACUCAUGGAAAUUUCUAAAGAAGAGAGACGUCAAUAUUUAUUUUUGCAUGCAUUAAAAGAAGUUAUUGAUGAACAAACAGGUGCAACUUGUUCUUUGGAGAAAGCUGAUGUUGUUUUUACAAAUGGGGUUGCUGAAAUUUGGGAAUUAUUAAUUAAAUAUUGUGGAUCUAAUGAAGAAAGUAUUAGAAAUGUUGUGGCAGAAUGUAUUGGUCGUUUGUGCACCGUUAAUCCUGGACAUUUUGUGGGCGAAUUAGUUCAACAAGUCAAUAGCUCUUCAGCCAACGUCCGUGCUACUGUGGUCACCGCUUUACGCUUCUUAAUUGCGGAACAGCCUCGUACUUCUGUAGAUGAACAUUUACGUCCAGUCCUUGGAAGGUUCUUUGCUGCUAUCCGUGACAAUGAUUUAAAUGUUCGCCGUGUUGCAAUUGUUACUUUAAAUUCUGCUGUUCAUAACAAGCCUAAAUUAAUCAAAGAAUAUUUGCCUUCAUUAUUACAAGCACUUUAUGAGGAAACUAAAGUAAAGCAAGAAUUGGUUCGAGAAGUUGAAAUGGGCCCCUUUAAACAUGUUGUAGAUGAUGGAUUAGAUUUGAGAAAAGCUGCUUUUGAAUGCAUGUACACUCUUGCUGAUCAAUGUUUGGAUCGUGUAAAUUUGGCUGAAUAUUUAUCUUUUGUGGAAAAUGGACUUAAAGAUUCUCAUGAUAUUCGACUUCUUGCCUAUUUAAUGCUUACUCGGCUUGUUAAUAAAUGCCCAAUACAAAUAUCUCAGCGUUUGGAUGGAUUUUGUGAACAUAUUAAGCCUCAACUUUUGUCACGCCCAAAACAAAAUGCUGUUAAACAAGAAAGUGAUAAACACGAGGAAUUGAAACGUUCUGCAGUUCGAACAGUUUUGGCAUUGAAGCGUGUGCCAAAUAGUGAUCGUUCUCAGAAAUUAACAGACUUAUGGGAUAUAAUUAAUACAAAUAAUGAAUUGACUGCUAUGAAGGAAAUGCAGGCUCGCGAGCAGACUGCUUGGACUGCGUUGAAUGGCUUUGGACAUUUAUCGCCUCAUAAUGUUAACGAAGCAAUGGAAAUUGAAUAA
Meloidogyne enterolobii is the source of this 3936-nucleotide messenger RNA. NCBI's taxonomy places the organism in Eukaryota, Metazoa, Nematoda, Chromadorea, Rhabditida, Meloidogynidae. The record is from the annotation of a GenBank genome assembly.